Molecule: messenger RNA, 134 nt
Organism: Racocetra persica
Lineage: Eukaryota; Fungi; Glomeromycota; Glomeromycetes; Diversisporales; Gigasporaceae
Source: the annotation of a GenBank genome assembly
AUGUAUUAUUAAAAGUAUUGUUGGAAAUAUCAUCGUUAGAAGCAUUAUUAGAAAUGUUGUUGGGAGUAUCAUCAUUAGAAGCAUUAUUAGAAGCAUUAUUCAUUUUAAAAAAUUUUCAAAGAAAACUCAAAAAU